UCACUGUCCUCAGCACAAGCAGACUUUGCCCCAUAUUUCUACGACAAUGGACCCUACAGCUACAAUGGGAACCUGGCACUGUUCAGCCUCUCAGAGGACACGCCUGUUGGUACACAGAUCUAUUGUCUCAAUGGCACAGACCCUGAGGGCCAUGAGGUGAGCUACGGCCUGUCCUUCGAUCCAGGGUCCAAAGAAUACUUCAGAGUCAACCCCAAAUCUGGAAACAUCACCUUGGUGGAACAGCUGGACAGAGAGAAACAAGAUUCUAUUGACGUUCUUGUCAGCAUCACAGAUGGGCAAAGCAAGGUUGUGGAAAGAGUCACAAUAUUUGUGAUGGAUGCAAACGAUGAAAAACCUGAAUUCCAAAACAUGCCAGCAAUCAUUGAUGUACUCGAAACCACUGUGUCCAGCAGCAGCAUCUUUAAAGUGGAGGCAGUGGACAGAGACACAGGGUCAGGGGGCUCGGUCACCUACUACCUCCAGAAUGCUCAGACCACUUUGUUUGCCAUUGACAGACACAGUGGUAUCCUUCGUGUCAAGGCUGGAGAAAUGUUGGACUAUGAGAAAACAAAGACACACUUUGUCACUGUCAUUGCAAAGGAUGGAGGUGGUAAUUUUAAUGGCAAGGAGCAGUUUAUGUCGUCCUCUUCUACCCUGACGAUCAAUGUGAUCGAUGCACAGGACACGCCACCGUCUUUUAUUGGGACACCAUAUUUUGGCUAUGUUUAUGAAAUCUCAGUGCCAGGAUCUGAAAUAUUUACUGUUCUAGCCAAAGAUGGCGAUGUGGGAAGCCCAAAUCCAGUCCGUUAUUCCUUUGAUGAUGGUGACGAUGGUGUUUUUAGCAUCAAUAGAACAAGCGGCUGUAUCAGACUGCUGACUCACCCCAUGUAUCUGAAGAGAGAAAUCUUUAACAUUAAAGUCAGGGCAUCAGAAGUGAGUCCUGAAGGCCGACUCAUGGACUAUGGGACAACCACGGUGGUGAUCCGUGUGUUGGACCUGAACAAUAACCCACCUACUUUCUAUGGCGAGAACGGCCCACAGAACAUGUUUGAGCUGACCAUGAAUGAGCAUCCACCGGAGGGAGAGAUACUCCGGGGGCUGAAGAUCACAGUCAACGACUCCGAUCAGGGUGCGAAUGCUAAAUUCAAUCUGAAACUGAUCGGACCAGGACGGAUGCUGCGAGUCGUCCCUCAGACUGUACUCAACGAGGCUCAGGUCACGAUCUUAGUGGAGGACUCGGCCGCCAUGGACUACGAGAAACACCACUUUCUCACAUACAAGCUACUUGCAGUUGAGAUUGACACACCUGAGAGAUUCAGUGCCACAGCGGACAUUGUCAUUCACCUCCUGGACACAAACGACAACGCUCCCAAAUUCUCCUCAGAUUACUACAUUGCCAGAAUCCCAGAAAACUCGCCUGGUGGCUCCAAUGUGGUGUCAGUCACGGCAUCAGACCCAGACUCAGGACCUUGGGGUGAAGUGAAGUAUUCCAUCUACGGAUCAGGGGCUGACUUGUUCCUGAUCCAGGCUGUAUCUGGGAUCAUCUACACCCAGCCGUGGGCGAGCCUGGAUGCGGAGGUGAGGUCCAAGUAUAACUUCUAUGUGAAGGCGGAGGAUGCAGAGGGGAAGUACAGCCUGGCUGAGGUCUUUGUCACCGUGCUGGACCUGAACGACCAUCCACCUGCAUUCAAUGACAACUUCCUCGAGACGACUAUGGUGAUUGGAGCACCAGUGAAAAUAGAGGCUGUAGACGAUGAUGCAGAAGUACCCAACAAUGUCAUCGAGUACGCCAUCAUGAAAGCCGAGCCAGACAACAACAUCUUUGACAUCAACGCUGACACGGGGGAGAUCAUGUUAAAGUCCUACAUCAAGUCCAUGGCCAUCAUUCAGAACAUCACCAAGCAGAGAGACUGCACCUGGUCGCUGGUGGUGCAGGCCCGGGACCGAGGCCAGCCGUCCUUCAGCACCACCGCCGUCAUCAAGAUCGACAUCACUGAAGCUACCCAACUCAGUGGGGGGCCUUUGGGAUCAUUUUUGAUGCACAAUAGAAACAACCCUUUGCAAAUCGUAGGCAUGCUCGCUGGUGGCAUUAGUCUCAUGGUGGUAGUCACGGUCAUCAUCUCCACUGCAACAUUCUUGCGCAACAAAAAAUCCAACCGGAUCCUGCCCAACCGCCGCGUAAGGAGGAGGCAGCCGAAACAGAACCCAUGGAACUUUAAAAACCCUUUCAAGAAACCAGAAAAUCCAGGAGAGAGGUUUAGAGUACAAGAGGAAGAACCGGAGCCGGAGUUGGAGCCGGAGCCGGAGCCAGUGGUCAUUGUGGAGAAUGUCAACUACAACAACAAUGUGACCAAUGGUGUGAGACAAUGGCCUCCGCCGCCUAGUGCCCCAUCCCUUCCCCCUCCACCACCAUGUUACAAACCAGGGGAGAGGCAUUGGACGGUACCCACCGUCUCGGCAACAGUGGCGGCCAAACCGAGAAAAAAGCCAACGAUGAACAGACGGGACACUAAGGACUUAGCGCUGGUUUCAGAGCUCAAGAUGAGACUGGAGCAGAAGAAGCUGCUGAAACACUAACCGUGCUCGACAAAACAGUCACACUUCAAGGUUCAUUCAGUAACUGACCUGGAGCUUUCCGGAUCUUCAA
Molecule: messenger RNA, 2647 nt
Organism: Centropristis striata (black sea bass)
Lineage: Eukaryota; Metazoa; Chordata; Actinopteri; Perciformes; Serranidae
Gene: cdhr1a
Product: cadherin-related family member 1a
Exons: 16
Biological process (GO): homophilic cell-cell adhesion
Cellular component (GO): plasma membrane
Molecular function (GO): calcium ion binding
Source: RefSeq, a predicted model, not a curated record